AUGCUCAAUUUCACCGAUGUGCCAGAGUUCAUUCUUCUGGGGCUAACCAGCCAUCGGGAAUGGCAAGUUCUCUUCUUCAUCGUUUUUCUUGUGGUCUACAUUAUCACCGUGGUGGGCAAUAUUGGCAUGAUCAUGUUAAUCAAGGUCAGUCCUCAGCUUAACAGCCCCAUGUACUUUUUUCUCAGUCAUUUGUCAUUUGUUGAUGUGUGGUUUUCUUCCAAUGUCACCCCUAAAAUGUUGGAAAACCUGUUAUCAGAUAAAAAAACGAUUUCUUAUGCCAGCUGUUUAGUACAGUGUUUCUUCUUCAUUGCUCUUGUCCAUGUGGAAAUUUUUAUUCUCGCUGCGAUGGCCUUUGAUAGAUACAUGGCAAUUGGGAAUCCUCUGCUUUAUUGCAGCAAAAUGUCAAGGGUUGUCUGUAUUCGACUGAUUUCUUUCCCUUACAUAUAUGGUUUUCUGACGAGUCUGGCAGCAACAUUAUGGACUUAUGGCUUGUACUUCUGUGGAAAAAUUGAGAUCAACCACUUCUACUGUGCAGAUCCACCUCUCAUCAAAAUGGCCUGUGCUGGAACCUUUGCAAAAGAAUAUACAAUGCUCAUAAUUGGCGGCAUUAAUGUCACAUAUUCUCUGACUGUAGUUAUGAUCUCUUAUUUAUUCAUUCUCAUUGCCAUUCUGCAAAUGCACUCAGCAAAAGGAAGGAGGAAGGCCUUUUCCACAUGUGGGUCCCAUCUGACAGCUGUCAUCAUAUUUUACGGUACUCUAAUCUUAAUGUAUCUCAGACGUCCCACAGAGGAGUCUGUGGAGCAGGGGAAGAUGGUGGCUGUGUUCUAUACCACAGUGAUCCCCAUGUUGAAUCCCAUGAUCUACAGUCUAAGGAACAAGGAUGUGAAAGAGGCCAUGACAAAAGUGAUCAGCAGAUCAUGUCAGACAAAAUAA
Molecule: messenger RNA, 933 nt
Organism: Sapajus apella (tufted capuchin)
Lineage: Eukaryota; Metazoa; Chordata; Mammalia; Primates; Cebidae
Product: olfactory receptor 5M3-like
Exons: 1
Coding region: 1-933 (310 amino acids)
Biological process (GO): G protein-coupled receptor signaling pathway; sensory perception of smell
Cellular component (GO): membrane
Molecular function (GO): odorant binding; olfactory receptor activity; G protein-coupled receptor activity
Source: RefSeq, a predicted model, not a curated record